This is a messenger RNA of Penicillium atrosanguineum, 882 nucleotides long. RefSeq lists its product as uncharacterized. The transcript has a single exon. The record is from RefSeq and is a predicted model, not a curated record. Lineage: Eukaryota; Fungi; Ascomycota; Eurotiomycetes; Eurotiales; Aspergillaceae. The coding region runs from base 1 to 882 and encodes 293 amino acids.
AUGGCGUCUCUCAUUGCCGAUGUCAACACAUGGCUUUCACUUGUCAAGCAAACCGCUGACACUGCCGACACACUCUCUCUGAUCCAUCCUUAUCCGCUACAUUCACAAAUCAGCCAAGCUACAUCAUCUCCACAAAUUUCCAGCCAUUACAGCAUGGAGUUUGCGGUAGACACUCUGCAACAAGCAGAAGUUCCGAAGAAACAGGACACAGGAAGCCGCUCCAAUAGCCUCGUCCCACUUACCGGCAGCGAGUUUCCAUUCUUUUUGUCCAUGCCCACAAAGGACGACGACCUUCAGACAACCGCUCGAAAGAUGCAAAGCAUAGCCAGCGUCAUCUCCGGUGGCCGCACCCUGUCCAUGACCCCGGGCCAUGUAUCUACCCGAAAUGGCUCGAAGCCAAAGCAGAAGCACAAUGCAGAAGACUUUGCUAGACAAGGUAUGACGGGCCCGGAGAUAGCUCAGUAUGACGCAUGGAAAAUGGGUCUCAUUCAGCUUCCCACAUUUGACUGGUACCUGAACCGACUCCCAGUAGGCCCUACAGGUAUGCGAACUUUCUCACGACGUGCAAUCGCCAUGGACAUUAUCUGGAAGCGGCCGGGCUUCGCCCCAGAGCAUGCCGCCUGGCUCGCCGUCCACAUGAACUUCAUGCUACCAGUCGUCAAAGCAGUCACAAAAGUCCUCAUGGCUGCAGAAGAACUUCAACGGAACGAACACUUACAGAUGUCCUAUUGCGAUAUUGCUGAGAUGGAAAUGCUGCAGCUUAUCAACAGUACCGCCGAAGAAACCGUGACACGUGAGAGAGAGCGAAUGAGAAUGCUGAGGGACUCCAUCCACAGGUCGCAGGCAGUGCUGACGAACCGGAUAAACACCCUUGAGAAGUAA